Molecule: messenger RNA, 1161 nt
Organism: Lytechinus variegatus (green sea urchin)
Lineage: Eukaryota; Metazoa; Echinodermata; Echinoidea; Temnopleuroida; Toxopneustidae
Product: wnt inhibitory factor 1-like
Exons: 8
Coding region: 346-1155 (269 amino acids)
Biological process (GO): anatomical structure development
Cellular component (GO): cell surface; extracellular region
Molecular function (GO): signaling receptor binding
Source: RefSeq, a predicted model, not a curated record
GUAUAUCAAUAGUUCACAAAAGAUUCAGCCUUCGUAUCCACCCGCAAACUUCAUUGCACUGCAGGACUGAAGUCUACAUUUGCUUGGAAGAUUUGGUGUCUCUAUAAAUUCAUUGUUGGGAGGAGGAUAGUCUUCUGAUAGUGGUGCUUUUGGUUUUAGCCGGUUGAAAGUUUUUGAGACCACUUUAAUUUGUUACACUUCCCUCGAAUUUCUUGCCUUUGGAAUCAUACAUACUUACAAGACUGAGAAGAAAGUGAAUUGUUUUCCCAGUGAAAGUUAACUAUUACCCCUAUCCAGAUACUUUAAGGAAUACAGGAAUAAUCAAAUCAGUAAGAUUGAUCAAUAAUGGGGUUCCUAUUUGUCUUUUUAUGUUCGUUGACGAUUGUUUUGGGCGCGGAUCCAGCUCAACCUCACAAUGAUGUUGAUGUAUGGAUUGAUCCUGUCCAGGCCAGAGCGCUUUUAUGUCGAGGCGCCACGUUGGAUAUCAUCCGUGCAGGACAAGCCCAACCAAUCAUCCAGAAGCUUCGUAGUGAGCUCACCGUAAUCCCUUCUGAUAUCAACACAGUUAAUAUUACAUGGAGGGCUGCACCGGGGUUCCAUUAUUCCAUCCACGCGAGGACCGCAAACACCAGGGUCAUGGAGAACAUUGCUAUCACUAUACCGCCCUCUGGAACCAUACCGACUUCUGAAAGUAUUUUUCAGGUGAAGUUAAGAUGCACUGGAAGACAGGCUGGCAUCGCAUCCGGUCGAUUCGUCUUCAAGAUAUGGGAUGGUAACAAGAGGCACAUCUCAGCAUCCCCACUCAAGAUCCCAUUCCAAAAACAAUGUGAGAAAAUAGUGAAACCAUGUCAUCCUCCCUGUAGUAACGGUGCUGUCUGCGCUGAUGAUGGUGUGUGCGAAUGUCCUGAAGGAUUCUAUGGAACCAGCUGCAAACAUGCCAUCUGCAUCCCGCAUUGUUUCAAUGGUGGGUCGUGUAUUGAGCCUAACGUGUGCCAAUGUCAAGACGGGUUCACGGGAAACCGAUGUCAAACAGCAACCUGCCAUGAUGACUGUUCUGAUAACGGCCAAUGUGUGGCGCCAAACACAUGUGUUUGUCGGCAUGGAUGGACUGGACCUACUUGCGCGAUCAGGCAGCUCGGUGUGGACGGUAUCUAAAUAAAA